AUGUUGCUUGUUCAGCUUACCAACGCCCUACUUCAAUCGAUUAACAUAAAUAUGCAAUUAGUAAAUUUGUGGUCAGAUUCAAUUGUUGCAUUACAUUGGGUUGGUAGCUAUCCAGCUAGGUGGCUGACUUUUAUCUCAAACAGAGUAGGACAGAUCCAAACCUUGAUGCCAUCAGCAGUUUGGCGAUAUGUUCCAUCUGCAGACAAUCCAGCAGAUGUGGCCUCAAGAGGUUCAAAUGGAUAA
Molecule: messenger RNA, 243 nt
Organism: Macrosiphum euphorbiae (potato aphid)
Lineage: Eukaryota; Metazoa; Arthropoda; Insecta; Hemiptera; Aphididae
Source: the annotation of a GenBank genome assembly